Molecule: messenger RNA, 1654 nt
Organism: Grammomys surdaster
Lineage: Eukaryota; Metazoa; Chordata; Mammalia; Rodentia; Muridae
Gene: Cd14
Product: CD14 molecule
Exons: 2
Coding region: 311-1423 (370 amino acids)
Biological process (GO): positive regulation of non-canonical NF-kappaB signal transduction; positive regulation of type I interferon production; lipopolysaccharide-mediated signaling pathway
Cellular component (GO): lipopolysaccharide receptor complex; external side of plasma membrane; membrane raft
Molecular function (GO): protein binding; lipopolysaccharide binding
Source: RefSeq, a predicted model, not a curated record
UAGGUCAUCCUCCUGGCACAGAAUGCCCUCAUGCCACUCAGAAUUCUUCCUGUUUUCAUCCCUCCUUGCAAAACACUUCAUUGCAAUAUUUACUAAAAGUCAAUAGGGCUGUUAGGAGGAAGAGAAGUGGAGAAGCAUUUAGAGUUCACAGAGGAAAAGACAGGGUGACAUCCCAGGAUUACAUAAACUUAUAGAGGCUGCCAAAUUGGUCAAACAAGCCCGUGGAACCUGGAAGCCAGAGAACACCCUGUAAAGGAAAGAAACUGAAGCCUUUCUCGGAGCCUGUCCGGGCUGCUCAAACUCACAGACUAUGGAACGGGUGCUCGGCUUCUUGCUGUUGCUUCUGACGCUGGUGCAUGCCUUUCCCGCCAAACCAGAUCCCUGCGAGCUAGACGAGGAAGCUGUCCGCUGCUCCUGCAACUUCUCAGAUCCGCAGCCGGAUUGGUCCAGCGCUUUCGUGUGUACUGGGGCGGCAGAUGUGGAGUUCUACGGCGGCGGCCGCAGCCUGGAACACUUUCUAAAGCGUGUGGACACAGAAGCAGAUCUGAGGCAGUUCAUUGAUGUUAUCAGGUCUCUCCCCUUGAAGCGGCUUACUUUGCGGGCAGCGCGGGUUCCUACUCGGAUUCUAUUCGGAGCCCUGCGUGUGCUCGGGUAUUCCGGCCUCCAGGAACUGACUCUUGAAAACCUUGAGAUAACCGGCACUGCGCCGCCGCCGCUUCUGGAAGCCACCGGACCCGAUCUCAACACCUUGAACCUCUGCAAAGUGUCAUGGGCAACAAGAGACGCGUGGCUCGCAGAACUGCAGCAGCGGCUAAAGCCGGGACUUAAGGUACUGAGUAUUGCCCAAGCACACUCACUCAACUUUUCCUGCGAUCAGGUCCGCAUCUUUCCUGCCCUUACCACUUUAGACCUGUCUGACAACCCUGAAUUGGGCGAGAGAGGACUGAUCUCAGCCCUCUGUCCGCACAAGUUCCCGACUCUCCAGGUUUUAGCGCUGCGCAACGCGGGGAUGGAGACGCCCAGCGGCGUGUGCUCUGCGCUGGCCGCAGCAAGUGUGCAGCUGCAAGAACUGGACCUCAGUCACAAUUCACUGCGGGCUAUUGAAGGCGCCCCGAGCUGUGACUGGCCUAGUCAGCUAAACUCGCUCAAUCUGUCUUCCACUGGGCUGGAGCAGGUACCUAAAGGGCUACCAGCCAAACUCAGCGUGCUUGAUCUCAGUUACAAUAGGCUAGAUAGGAAACCUAGGCCAGAUGAGCUGCCCAAAGUGGAGAACCUGACACUUACAGGAAAUCCCUUUCCGGACUCUGAAUCCUACUCGGAGAAGUAUAACUCUGGCGUAGUCACAGUCGCAGCUCCUUCAUUUUUAGCAGCGGGCUUGUCAGGAACCCUGGCUUUGUUCCUAGGAGAUCGCUUCUUUGUUUGAGAAAUAUUUAUAUCUGGUUUCUGAGGGUCCUCAUCAACGAGUCCUCUGCUUUAAAUUUAUUAAAAUCUUAAUCUACAAUGUAAGGAAAAAAAGACAGUCAAGAUGGCUCAAUGGGUAAAAGCCACCAAGCUUGACCCCUGGUUUUGAUCCUCGGGAGCCACGCGGAAGGAAAAAACUCACUCCUGAAAGUUGUCCAUCUGUGCUCACAAAUAAAUAUUUUUAAAAUAACAA